GUAGAAGUCCGAGCCUGGGCAGUGUCCAUGUUGCCAUCAUGACAGAGUAACUGUCCCAAAAGUUUAAGAGAGACCCGGAGACAUACCGCAUCAGGGCUGUCUGGAUAUCCAAAGCCAUGCUAGCUCCACGAAACGCCCUUGUGAGCAACCUAAAUUUUGUGCACCUCCAGCAUGUCUCGCUUGGUGUGCACCUCUCUCUGCGACCCGAGCUUAAGGAAAGUCCUGUCACCACCGACCCCGGCGAGGGAGGAUUAACCGGAAGCCAUCACACCUGGAAGGGCACGACACACGCCACUCAGGUCGAUGCCAAUUCCAAUGACCCGUCAGUCCCGUGCCAGUGCUGUGACAAGCACCUCGGGCAGGUGGGCACGUGGCUGGGCAGCUCUCGACACAUUUUGGAAGCAAAUGUCAGCGAGGAGACAUUGUCCCCGUGUAACGCGCCGGGCAGCCCCCUUUCCCCCUCUUCACCUUUUUCAGACAGCAGCAGCUCCUCCGAUUUCUCGUUUGAUGAGUCCCCCUCCUCAAUGUGUUUUAAAGAAUUUUCGCAGCAGGAAGGGCCUGGAUCUCCCGAUGAACAGCCUGCUAUCAUCCCGCUGGAUGCAGCCGGCGAGGGGCAUGUUUCGCCAACACAGCAGCUCUACGAGUCGCCCACAUCCGGGGAUGUUUCUGCCGUCACUAACACAAAAACAAAUCCUAUCACCCCCCAGCCCUCCCUGAACAUUAAAGACCACAAAGUAGACUCCAAACUUGUCCCACUUAAGGAUAGCGGGCCGGGUGAUGCCUUGGAUGCUAAUUCUAAUGCUAUACCACAGGGUCACCCUGAUAAGACGCUGCCUAGCGGAUAUGUGGACUGCGACAAAAAAGUGCAGCAAAAGGCAGAGGGACAAGACAGCAAAAAUGCAAAUGUGGCUGCCAGCCAUGGAGUUGCCACCAAUGCCAAUUGGCUUUUUGGGGCAGAUGAUGAGCUCCUGCCAGGGUUGCCCUCAGGAGCUAACUCCGAACAGAGUCAUAGGAAGAAUAUCACCUCAUUCAAUGAGCUGGCUCAAAAAAGGAGGCGAAGCACGGGAUGGCAGCCAGCUCCACAGGCAAGGCGAGACAAGAGUGACUGGUUAAUCAUAUUCUCGCCCGACAGAGAGCACCCACCGGUCAACAAACUGACAACCACGGCCUUCUACCGCCAAGUCGGUGGGCAACACAUUCCGGCAGCACCUGCAGGCAAGGAGGUCACCACCUUCCGGGAAUUAAAGUAUCGCAACGAACUUAUUAAGCAGAAUAAUCAGCAGGCAAAAGCCCAGACCACGGGAGAAAGAGGGCUUCAAAACCCAACUGCUCGAAACGUGGGGGAAACGGAAAGGCAACCAAAGGGUGUGCAAACAGGUCUCCAAAAGGUGGAAGGAGGGAAAGAGCCCCAUGAUCUGGGUAAAGAUGUCCCCAAAGACAAUAAUGCUGAAAAGUCAUCUCUAAGCCACGCUAUAGGAGGAAGGCCAACACAGCACCAAGACCCAAAAAGAGGACACCUGUAUGGCACAAGACCCCGCAUACCGCGGUCCAGCAUGAAGCAGCAACAGGAGGGGCUUCUCCAGCCUGCCAUCAAAGAAUGGCCCGGAACGGGGGAGGACAGAGCCCCACAGUCCACGGCAAAGCUUUACAUCCGGGGAAUGGCAGAUGGUGGAGACACGAGAAGCAGGGAAGGGGGUGCUCAGACCUAUAUACUAAAAACUGCCCCCCCUGACUUCUGCCCUCAGGCUAUCCCCUCCCAUCUACUUUUCCACCUUACUACUAACCAGAAGAUGCUUUGCCCCAGUCCCCCUCUGCCACCUGCCAGCCUGGCCAAUUCUAAUACCUCCGCCAUGGCCCUGCUGCCCCAGAGCCCCUGCAACCCCCUGCAGACGCUCCCCACUCGCAUGUCCCCUUUAGGGGCUUUCUCCCCCCCACACAGGGGUCUGAUCCCGCAGACGGACACACGUGACGUGUCUGUACUGCAGUCUCCGCUCUUUCCAAGGAAAAGGCUCAUACCCGGACCGGCACCAGAGAGGGGACCGUCCCGCACUGCCGACAAGGACCCGCCGGGCACAGUGCCGGAGCUGUUAAUGGCAGAUGGGUGUGAAGACUCCGCUCAGCUGGAGAAAAAAGGUCUGUUAGUUGCAGUCGGUUCAUCUGUGGACAAAAUAAUCUCCCAUUUCAACAGCAGCCGAAACCACGUGCAGAAGGCCCAGCUUGGAGACAGCAGGUUAAGCCCCGAGUUGGGUUACCUUCUCGUCGGCGGCCUGUGCCCCUCUCUGUACAGCCUGCUGAGCGACGGCUUAAAGCCUUUCCAGAGAGACGUGAUCACCGGCAGGAGGCGGCUGAGCCCGUGGAGCCUGGCGGAGGCUUCUGUUAAAGCAGACUGGGCUCAGGGGGCCGCGCACAGCCUGUUCUGCAGAGUCAGCCAUCUAUCUCAGCUCCAAGACCCUCACAGGAAAUUCAACGCCUUCAUCUUCGGCCUGCUGAACACAAAGCAGCUGGAUGUUUGGCUAUCGCACCUACGGCAAACCCACCAUUUAUACUCGGGAUUUUAUAGCCCCAGCGCUUUCCUGACGUUAGCCGCGACCUCUAAGCCCGAGCUUCACGAAGAGCUCCUGCUAACCCUGCAGCCUCUGUCCGCCCUGACCUUCCACGUGGACCUGCUGUUUGAGCACCACCACCUCCCCCUGCACGACUCUCCCGUGAUCAACCAACAUCACGCACAUACGUGCAAAGAACCACGGUUGGGAUCCUCCUUCCAACAGAUCGUGCAAUGGGGAGGGCAGCUUGUACAGAGAAUGGCGGCAAGGGCAGAAAGGGAAACGGCCUCUCCGAGCGGAGAUGACACCGAGAGCACGCCGGUCCCUGAGCCGGUUACCGCACAAACCCGCAGAGACAACCUAAAGGACUCCAACAGUAACUGGUGGGAAGACCUCCGCCUGGCCUCGCGCAUGUACGUCCCCUCCACGAAAGGCCCUUUAAGCCUCACUCGCCUCAGAAGAUUGGGAAACUGGGAUAACCCAGAGGGAAAACCUGCACCAGCGGAGGAAGCAGGUGGUCCGUCUGCACAAGGGCCACAUUCCGAAGCGCCAGGAGCCCCCCAAACAGCAACUUGCAGAGGAGAGCCUCGGAAGAGCCGUGAGGGAAACGAUCAGGCGGAUCAGCCCGGUGGGGGUCGCGGAUCGGGAACCGGCUCCUCGCCGCCGGGAGGAGGUUCCAAGAUCACAAACGAUGGAUCGCUUGUGGAAAGUACCGGAAAUGGACAAUGCGCUAAACCCAAGUCUCCCAGAGAAGAUCUGCCCCAGAGCAGCGAGGGCCGGGGAAUCCGGUUUGGGCACCUGUUUGGGGCAAGUUUGCUUAACAACAGAGAGGAGGAGACAACAAAGGCAAAACGCAGGCGACCGUCCGCUUGGCUGACCCCCGGCAUGAGUGUCGUGGAGCGCAUCGGGAAGCCUCCGCUCGCCAGGACAAACACCGGCCUCCCGCAGGACACCGACAGCCAACAGCCGCACACUCCCCACCAUCAAAGGUCUCUCCGCGCUCUGUGCGAUCACGUUGGCUCAGGCGAGGCUGAGCUUCCGGAAGGGCGAUGUUCUGCAGCUGCUGAGCACGGUGGACGACGAUUGGAUUCGCUGCCGCCGCGGACGGAGCGCCGGCCUCGUUCCCGUGGGAUACACGUCACUCAUCCUGACGCCCGCCGUGUUAGACAAACACCAAGAGGACGCGGAAUAGCCCCUCGCCCUAAUACCAUCCAACGCUCGCCCUGCCCCUCGCCCUAAUACCACGGGACGCUUACGCCAUCAUCUGCUAGCCGAGCCCACACGGCUGAACAGAGCCCCUAUGCCUUUAGGUGUACGUUUAUAUAUAUAUACAUAGGUGCUAUAAGGUGUCGCACCUGCGCAUGCACGCGUGGUAUCGUGUCCUGUACGUGGCGGUAUGUGGCAGAGCCUUUCGCACAUGACGUGAUCGUAUGGUACCUGUACUCUGUAUGUAACAUUAAAGAGAAACGGCCAA
Molecule: messenger RNA, 4017 nt
Organism: Spea bombifrons (plains spadefoot toad)
Lineage: Eukaryota; Metazoa; Chordata; Amphibia; Anura; Pelobatidae
Gene: RUSC1
Product: RUN and SH3 domain containing 1
Exons: 10
Coding region: 117-3782 (1221 amino acids)
Cellular component (GO): cytoplasmic vesicle
Source: RefSeq, a predicted model, not a curated record